GCAGGUAGAGUUCAGAUUGUGUUGGACUUGGUCGAGUGCAGCUUGUGGCGAACGUUGGAUUGGGAACCUUGGUGGAAAUAUGGCAGUGGUGAUGACAAGGAGUAUGCGAUUCAAUGCAGACAACAAAAUGGAGACCGCGGCAGCUGCAAAGAAGGUUGGACUGUUGAAGCCACAGCAAAGAAAUGCUUUGGGGGAUAUCGGGAACAACCUGACCAGAGCCAAAGCAGCCUUAAAAAAGGAAAGCAAAGCUUUAAGAACUGUUGUGGAAAAGAUUGCCAAGCAAGCUCCUGUGGAGGAGGAAAAGCCUGUGCCCCUGAGCCCAAUGGACACUUCCGGUUCUUCUCCAAUGGAAGAGCAAAGUGAAGCUUUCUCGGAUGCUCUACUGCAGGUGAAGGAUGUGGAUGAAGAUGAUGCUGACAAUCCCAUGCUGUGUAGUGAUUAUGUGAAGGAUAUCUACUGCUACCUGAGAGACCUGGAGGCUGAACGUGCAGUCCGGCCAGACUACCUCAAGGGUAAAGAGAUAACUGGAAAUAUGAGGGCAAUCCUCGUUGACUGGCUGGUUCAAGUUCACUUGCGGUUCAAGCUGCUCCAGGAGACCAUGUUCAUGACCGUUUCAAUUUUGGACAGAUUUUUACAGGUAAACCCUGUGCCAAAGAAAUCACUGCAGCUCGCUGGGGUGUCUGCCAUGUUCAUUGCAUCUAAAUAUGAAGAGAUCUAUUGUCCCACGAUUGGAGACUUCUCAUUUGUUACUGAUCACACCUUUACAAAGAGCCAGAUCAGAAACAUGGAGAUGCAGAUUCUAACCAUUUUGAAUUUUGACAUUGGAAAGCCUUUACCACUUCACUUUCUAAGGAGAGCAUCAAAGAUUGGGGAGGUAGAUGCUGCUUUGCAUACCCUGGCAAAGUAUCUUAUAGAACUUUCUAUGGUGGACUACGAAAUGGUGCACUUCCCACCUUCACAAGUAGCAGCUGCAGCCUUCUGCCUGUCUCAGAAGGUUUUAGAUGGAGGGGAAUGGACUCCAACUCUACAGCACUAUAUGGGCUACAGUGAGAGCAGUCUCAUUCCAGUCAUGCGGCACUUGGCAAAGAAUGUCCUGAAGGUUAACGGGGGGCUCACAAAGUUUAUGUCUGUCAGAGACAAGUAUGCCAAGAGCCAGCAAAUGAGGAUCAGCUGUUUACCACAACUCAAUUCAGAUUUCAUGGUGAAACUUGCCAAAAAUGUAUGAAUGUAAAUCCUGUACUAUAUACACUGCAAUGCUCUUAACUUUUUAGUUUUUAAAUUUUUAAUAAAUGCUCUCCAUCUAAA
Molecule: messenger RNA, 1305 nt
Organism: Rana temporaria (common frog)
Lineage: Eukaryota; Metazoa; Chordata; Amphibia; Anura; Ranidae
Gene: CCNB1
Product: cyclin B1
Exons: 9
Coding region: 80-1225 (381 amino acids)
Biological process (GO): mitotic cell cycle phase transition; mitotic metaphase chromosome alignment; regulation of cyclin-dependent protein serine/threonine kinase activity
Cellular component (GO): nucleus; mitochondrial matrix; cyclin B1-CDK1 complex
Molecular function (GO): cyclin-dependent protein serine/threonine kinase regulator activity
Source: RefSeq, a predicted model, not a curated record